Aureococcus anophagefferens is the source of this 669-nucleotide messenger RNA. RefSeq lists its product as hypothetical. The record is from RefSeq and is a predicted model, not a curated record. Gene Ontology annotation, biological process: vesicle-mediated transport. Gene Ontology annotation, cellular component: membrane. The transcript has a single exon. NCBI's taxonomy places the organism in Eukaryota, Pelagophyceae, Pelagomonadales, Pelagomonadaceae. The coding region runs from base 1 to 669 and encodes 222 amino acids.
AUGAUCGUCUACGCCGUCGUCGCGCGGCGGACGGCCGUGCUCGCCGAGUUCACGAUGACGUCGGGCAACUUCCCGUCGGUGACGCGCGUGCUCCUGUCGAAGAUCACGGACAAGGACUCGAAGAUGUCCUACGUCUACGACCAGCACGUGUUCCACUACGUGACCUGCGAGGGGAUCACCUACCUCUGCAUGGCGGACCAGGGCAGCAAGCGGCGCGUCGCCUUCGCGUUCCUCGAGGACGCGCGGCGGCGCUUCGGCGCCGCGUACGGCCGCGCGGCGCGCGACGCGCCGGCGUUCACGAUGAACGCGGACUUCGGGCCCGUGCUCCAGCGCCAGAUGCACUUCUACAACAGCGACCCGUCGAGCGACGAGCUGGCCAAGGUCAAGACGCAGCUCGACGACGUCCGCCACGUCAUGGUCGAGAACGUCGAGAAGGUGCUGGAGCGCGGCGAGAAGAUCGAGCUCCUCGUGGACAAGACGGACCGCCUCACGCAGCAGGCCUUCAAGUUCGAGAACACGUCCAAGCAGCUCCGCUCCGCGCUCUUCUGGCGCAAGGUCCGCAUGUACGCGCUCUUCGCCGCCGCGCUCGCGUCCGCCGCGCUCGUCAUCUCCGCCAUCGCCUGCGGCGGCCCGCACUACCCCAAGUGCCGAAUACCGAGCGAGAAGUAA